This is a messenger RNA of Camellia sinensis, 2891 nucleotides long. Its product is annotated as KH domain-containing protein At4g18375. NCBI's taxonomy places the organism in Eukaryota, Viridiplantae, Streptophyta, Magnoliopsida, Ericales, Theaceae. Gene Ontology annotation, molecular function: RNA binding. The record is from RefSeq and is a predicted model, not a curated record.
UCCAAGCAAAGCCAGGCCGAACCGAACCCUAUUAUGUUCUCUGUCGCUCUCUGAGAUGGAGGGUUCGCUCCAAAGGAAGCGGCAAUCACACUGACUGUGCUUUUAACAUCUCUCUCUCUCUCUCUCUCUCUCUCUCUCCCCGCAGCUGAAAUCUCUUCGAAUCUCUCCGUGCAUAGUUGAACUCUGCCUGGAAGUGAAAGAAAAGUUUGAGUUGUUUUAGCACACAAUUGGAGGCACAAUUGAAGGCUAGGGUAGGUGUAUAACGUCAGUAGGCUCUGGUGUUAUUGAAAUCUGCAACCUACAUCUUGAGUUUUCGUGGAAGUAUGGAAGGGAACAGGCGACCCUUCUUUAAGAAACUCCCUAACACACAAUUUAAGAAAAAGGGAGGUGCCAAAAGAGGAAAGUGGUCUAAUUCUAGUCGGGAACAAUCUUCUGGUAAUUCCCACACUUCAGAUACUGUUUAUCGGAUACUCUGCCAUUCUAGAAAGAUUGGUAGUGUUAUUGGAAAAGGUGGAAGCAUAGUCAGAGCCCUUAGAGAAGAGACGCAGGCAAGGAUUACUGUUGCUGAUUCUGUCCCUGGCUCAGAUGAAAGAGAGAUAAUCAUCUAUAGCCCUGCUACAAAGAUCCAUAGAAAACACAACAGUGAUGAGGAUGAGGAUCCAGACACACAGAAAGAAGAUGAUUCCAUGGAGCCUCAUUGCCCGGCACAGGAUGCUCUCUUGAAAGUUCACGACAGAAUUGUUGAGGAAGACCUUGUUGGUGGAAGGGAAGAUGAAGAUGGUAAUGAAAAUGUGGUCACCACACGCCUUCUUGUUCCAAAUAAUACGGUAGGAUGCCUUCUAGGAAAAAAGGGGGAUGUCAUUCAGAGGUUACGAAGUGAUACAGGUGCAAGUAUUCGUGUUCUUCCAGCAGAACAUCUUCCUAUCUGUGCUCGGAGCACUGAUGAAUUAGUACAGAUAUCAGGAAAACCAGCAGUUGCAAAGAGAGCUCUUUAUGAGGUUUCCACUUUGCUGCAUCAGAAUCCCAGGAAGGACAGACCUCCAUUGAACUUCCCUAUGCCCCAUGGGGGCCAAGGUUUUCAUCCCCCUGGUCCUUCUAUGGCUAAUUUGCACCCUCCAGGAAAUUCAAUGUGGUCUCAGAAGCACUCUGAUUCCCGUGAUAUGCCACCAAUGCCAUGGAUGGGAGGAUUUGGAGACCAGCCUUCUGGAUUUGGGCUGGGUGGUUUUGAUGGCGGUCCUCGUAUGUAUGGUGGGGAGGUGCCAAGUGAGUUUUCUAUGAAAAUUUUGUGCUCAGCUGGGAAAAUUGGUGGAGUCAUUGGCAAGGGAGGUUUCAAUGUAAAACACUUGCAGGAGGAGACAGGAGCUAGUAUUCAUGUAGAAGAUGCAUCAGCAGAGUCAGAGGAACGUGUGAUUUGUGUCUCUUCUUUUGAGACUCUCUCGAAUCAAAGAUCACAGGCUAUUGAUGCCAUUCUUCUGCUUCAAAACAAAACGAGUGAAUUUUCUGAAAAAGGAAUUAUUACCACUAGACUUCUUGUUCCAUCAAGUAAGGUUGGUUGCAUUCUUGGACAAGGUGGUCAUGUAAUCAAUGAGAUGAGGAGGAGAACCCAGGCAGACAUACGUGUUUUCUCCAAGGAGGAUAAGCCCAAAUGUGCAGCUGAUCAUGAAGAGCUCGUGCAGAUAUCUGGAUACUUUGGUGUUGCGAAAGAUGCUCUGGCAGAGAUAGCAUCAAGACUUAGAGAAAGAUGUCUGCGAGAUGUCAAUGCUGGAGCAGAACCUUCAUCAGUUGGGCCAGUUAAGGGAUUUGGCCGUGUUGGAAGUUUACCUGGUGUAGGGCGGCCACAUCCGUCUGGCCCCAUAAGAGCUGGGAGCUCAAGAGGUUAUGAAUUUGUAAAGGGUGGUGAACAUGACUAUGAACCCAGGCGUUAUCCAGAUCCUCAAAGUCCUACCGGAUAUCCUAACAUCAACAGUGGUAUGGAUGUGAAGAUGCGAAACAAUGUCGUAGGUUCUGUAGUUGGAACAAGAGGGAGCAACACGAGUGAGAUUGAUCGAACGAGAUUGAAGUACCAAGAUCCUCAUUUUGGUGGUUCUGUUGAGAUUCAUGGGUCUUCUGAGCAUUUGAAUGCCUCCCGGAGUACUUUUGAGGCAUACAUUUCUUCUGCUGGACAAAAUAUCAAUUCUCCACGAGGCUCUUAUCAAAACUACAGUACUCAACAAAGCACCUACCCAACCAUCAAUACUCCACAAAACCCAUACCAGAAUAACAAUAUCCCACAAACUGCCUACCAGAACAUGGAUUCUCGGGAAGCCUUGUACCAAAACAUCAGUGCCCAAAAAACUCCCUACCAGACCAUUGGUGCACAACGUUCUUACCAGUACUGACACUAGAAUUGGGAUUUUUUUUGUACCAUAAUUUGUUGUAGUGUUUUAUAAUUUGGUAAUUGUCACUGAUUUAUCAGCACUUGACUGCAUGCUUUCAAGGUAAUUUGAGUUUUUCAUGAUCCAGCUUUCCUUGUCAUGAUCUGAAAUCAUUUUAGUGUUGGCUAUGCCGUGUUUGGUUGGGAGAUUUGAGGAGGGAUUUGGAAAGAGAAAUGAAAAAGGUAGGUGAAAUAUAAAUAAAAUAUACUUAAAUUUUACCUAAUUUCGCACACUUUUUUCUUUUUCUUUUUUAAAUUCCUCUCCAAAUCUUCCAACUAAGUACAGCACUGGGAAAACUAAAUGUUGUUUUCGGAUUGUUUUUAUUCUACUCAUUUUUUCUUCCCUUCUCUUUUUCCUGUAUAAAUACCUCUACAACUCAGUGUAAAUGCCCUGUAUUUUCAGAGUGCAUGUGCUUGAAUGAUCUGCUUUAACUAUAUCAGAAUUUCUGUAUAGACAAAGCUAGUUGUUGAUUGUCAA